This is a messenger RNA of Lactuca virosa, 953 nucleotides long. Lineage: Eukaryota; Viridiplantae; Streptophyta; Magnoliopsida; Asterales; Asteraceae. The record is from the annotation of a GenBank genome assembly.
UCUACUCACCCAGUCAUAGUACACGCUAUUUUGGGGUUCCCUUUUUUCCCAUUUUUGUGUAAAGAAUGGAAGAGGUGGGGCUGGUAUCAUUCAUACGAGCAGCAUGGAUCUUUGCUACUUUUCCAGUUGCCGUAGCCUGUUUCCCAUUGCCUGGGCUUGGUUGGUUUCGCACAGCUCUAUUGGGGAUUGCCAAAAGAGGCAAGAUUGUGCAAUCCAAAUCUAAACUAACUGUGCCUCAGAGAUUCUUCUUUCACUUUUACGUGGUGGGGGUUUUGUGGACGACAAUCUUGCUUGUUUCAGUGUGGUCUUAUGCAAUGAGAGAACAUGUAUACAACGUUUGGCUAUCUGUGUUUCUCCUUCUUCUCAUGGAAGUUCAAGUUUUACGACGCUUCUAUGAGUCGAUCUAUGUUUUUAACUACAGUCCAUCAGCUCGAAUGCACAUCUUUGGUUAUCUUGUGGGGAUAUUUUUCUAUGCACUGGCUCCACUCUCGCUAUGCUGUAAUUUUGCACCUCAAGUCUUUGACUUUGUCAGUGGAAGGGUUCACAUGUCAAGGCCUGGAUUUGAUAAUAUAUGGAUGUUUGUGACUCCUUUCUUGAUGCUUCCAUGGUAUGCGUGGAUAGGUGGUGCAAUUUUCUUAUGGGGUUGGGUCCAUCAGCUUCGUUGUCAUCAAAUCCUUGGUUCCUUGCGAGACAAAACCGAAAAGCUGGAGGAAUACGUUAUUCCGUAUGGAGAUUGGUUUGAAUACGUGUCGUCUCCACACUACACGGCUGAAAUUGUCAUCUAUGGUGGUCUUGUGGUGGCUAGUGGUGGUGCAGAUCUCUCGUUGUGGUUGCUUUUAGCAUUUGUGGUGGCAAAUCUUGUUUUUGCAGCAAUAGAAACACAGAUAUGGUAUCGCCAUAAAUUCGACAAUUACCCUCGCAAUCGAUGUAUUAUUUUCCCGUUUGUUUAUUAG